AGCAUUUCGGAACCGCCCGCUUUCAUUAAUCGCAGCAGCGCUUUCCGGGAACACAUUGAGUGCGUAUUUCAGUCCUCUCCGCUCACUGCGUGAACGGUACCAGUCCUUUUUUUGGCUAUGGGUUUUACCAGCUCGAGCGAAGAUGGCCGCGAAGGAACCAGCUCUCAGUACCGUUUCGUGAACCACGUCGCGUCGAUUAACAGUGUAAACUUCUUGUGCUUCGCGAGCGCAGAGUGCUACAGCGCGCUGAAGAGGCGUUCCGCCCUGGCGGCCACCGCUCUGGACACCGUCGAGAAGUGCGCCUCGCACGCGUACGCCCGUCUCGGGAAGCCCGCCGUGGAACAGCUCUCCGGGCCACUUCAGGCCGCCGACCGCCUCGCCUGCCAGGUCCUGAACAAGCUCGAGAACAGCUAUCCGUUGACGAGCAAGACGCCGCACGAGAUCGUCGCCGAUGCCCGCGACCUUGGCAAACGCAAGUACAGCGAUGGACAGGCGUACACACAGGAAAAGGUCGACGUCUGCCGAGACCUGUUGGAGCGUGCCUUCAAUGCUGCCUGCCACCCCUUGGACACCGCCGUGUCCAUAGCGCGCUGCACUCAUGCCAUUGUAUGGCACCAACUGGCAGCUGCCCAAUCGGGCUGCGACCAGGUCAUCAAAAGCAUACAACCAGACGCGGCCCCGGAGGACAAUACCCGCAACUCCACCCUGCCCCGCCUCCUCGCCCUAAGCUGGAAGGCCUCCGUCUGCCUCUCUCACUACUUCAACGCCGAGCGCCAACGGUGCAGGAAGCUCGUCGAAGAGACCUUCGCCGCAGCCACGCGCAUUCUCGAAGGGCCCGCCGAGCCCCUUCACGAGCCCACGACUGCCAGCGAGCAUGCCCGCGCCGAGUUCCAUCACGUGAUCAAGCUUUGCGGCGAGCUUCGGCGGGCGUUCGUCGACGCCUUCGUGCUACUCUCCCGCACGGCGUGGUCCUCGCUCUCCGCACCCUUCUCCCGUACGGAACCCAUUAACCUCGAAUUACUCUAUGAUGGCGAACCAUCGAGCACCGAAAUCAUAACGUCACUUCAUCGGCACACCAUCGAUGCAGAUUAUGGUGGUCUGGACGAUUCGAAAGAUAGCUCUGAAGGGGACCACGAUGUAUACUAUUAGUCUUAAGAAUUACGUCCUUGUGUUUUGUUUUAGAGCCAAUAAAUCUUUCUUUUAGUGUUCCGCA
Molecule: messenger RNA, 1213 nt
Organism: Dermacentor albipictus
Lineage: Eukaryota; Metazoa; Arthropoda; Arachnida; Ixodida; Ixodidae
Source: RefSeq, a predicted model, not a curated record